CCGAUUGCCAUCUUGGAAACUGUUCCCACAGGGUUCCAAGACGUGGGCGCCCCUGUUAUCGAUAGCGAGCUUGUCAAAGCCCUCGGGCGACAGAUCCCUGUCGCCACCAUAAUUCUCCUUCUUGAGCACAUCGCCAUUGCCAGAUGUAAGUCACUAAUCAUCUGA
Suillus plorans is the source of this 165-nucleotide messenger RNA. RefSeq lists its product as uncharacterized. Gene Ontology annotation, cellular component: membrane. The annotation marks the transcript as partial. The record is from RefSeq and is a predicted model, not a curated record. Lineage: Eukaryota; Fungi; Basidiomycota; Agaricomycetes; Boletales; Suillaceae. The transcript has a single exon.